AUGGGGAGAUAUGGAAGGAAGGAUCCCGUGCUCACUGUGAUCACCUAUGCCGGGCUGAGCCUGUCUCUGCUGUGCCUCCUCCUGGCGGCCCUCACCUUCCUGCUGUGCAAAGCCAUCCAGAGCACCAGCACCUCCCUGCACCUGCAUCUCUCCCUCUGCCUCUUCCUGGCCCACCUGCUCUUCCUCACGGCCAUUGACCGGACUGAGACCAAGGUGCUGUGCGCCGUCAUCGCGGGGGCCUUACACUAUCUCUACCUGGCCUCCUUCACCUGGAUGCUGCUGGCGGGUCUGCACCUCUUCCUCACGGCACGCAACCUGACCGUGGUCAGCUACUCCAGCGUGAGCAGCUUCAUGAAGUGGCUUGUGUUCCCUGUGGGCUACGGGGUCCCGGCUGUGAUCGUGGCCAUUUCUGCAGCGUCCAGGCCGCACCUUUAUGGAACACCCACCCGGUAAAUGCA
Molecule: messenger RNA, 458 nt
Organism: Manis javanica (Malayan pangolin)
Lineage: Eukaryota; Metazoa; Chordata; Mammalia; Pholidota; Manidae
Source: RefSeq, a predicted model, not a curated record